GCACCCGUCCAUUCGCCGACCGUGCUCCGUUGCCUGAACGGCCCCGUUCUGCAGCACUCUACGCGACUUUACGCGUCAAAGCGCCGGGACUGACUAUACAAGCUCUCCAGAGACGUCGGCCGCCUCGCAUGUAAUGGCAGCAGCGCGCCGGCAGCCGUCUAUGCAGAUUUUUCAGGAUCCCGCACCCCCUCAGGACCACCACCAGGCCGCCGCUUGCGACCCGCGCUAUCUCGACGCCUUCGUGAACAUUGUCGACGUGUCGACCGACUCACACACCCUCUUCGCCCCGCCAAACGCCCUCCAGACCGAGCCGUCGCCGCGCAAAGCCCGCCACGCCUCCAGCUCCCCGCAACGCAACGUGCUUGGCAAGAAGGACGUCAACCUCCCACCACCCCGCGAGCAGCGGUUCCGCACCGACGCGCCCAUGAAGAAGGCGCGCCAGCACAACCAACCGCAGACCAUGGCCGCUGUACAGUACUGGAAUGGUCUGUCGUCGUCGACAAUGGACAAGGAGAACGCGUACCCCUACCCGGAGCCCAAGAUGCAUGCCGCAGAGCCAUCGUUAAAACAAGUGCCCAACAACAAGCGCACCUUCAUGGAUGCUGCACCACUACGCGACCGCAGCAAGAAGCAGAAGGUCGUCAAGGAUAUUAAGGCCGAGGAGACCGACGGACCACUACCUGAGCCAGACGAGAUGCCUGCUGUUGAAGACGACGGCAAUAAGCCGUCGUACAGCUAUGCAAUGCUUAUUGGAAUGGCCAUUCUUCGCGCGCCGAAUCGACGUCUCACACUGGCGCAGAUCUACAAGUGGAUCUCAGACACAUUUGCAUUCUACCGCAACUCGCAAGAGACAGGGUGGCAGAACAGCAUCCGUCACAAUCUCAGCCUUAGCAAAUCAUUUUCUAAGCAGGAGCGCCCGAAGGACGACCCCGGGAAGGGUCAUUAUUGGGUAAUCAACGCCGGCUUCGAGAAGCAAUACCACAAGGUCAAGCCUGUACGCCGUUCCACCAACCCUGACAGUCUCGUUCCGGCAUACCCCAGCGACCUGCCUCGCCCUUCCACCUCAACGUCUGCUAGUUUCCCUCCCAUGAGCUCGACCAAAGGGUUUGACUCAAGCAGAUUUCCAGAGCCAGAAGAGGCUGAGUUGCCAGACUCAGAUGCCACCAUUCCGUGCUCGGAUCCUGCCGCUCACGACGGACAUGACUCGACAAACAUGCCGCCGCCGCGCGCGAUGCCAUCCUCACCGCCACCAGCUGACAUUCACUCGUCCCCACCGCCACCAGUUUCACGGUCGCGCUCUGUUCGCGAAGACACCCCACCGCGCGGACCUCGCUUCCCAUCCAACAGCAGCCGAUCAGGUGGACGCAGGCGCAAGUUCCACGGUCUUGGUGACAGCGGCUACUACUCCUCGAUUGAGUCAUCUGCGAUCAAGGGUAACCCGCUUGGGCCACUUCUCACCUCCGAUGCUGAUCUUGAUCGACCAAACAUCAAAAGGGGUCGUGCUGAAGAGGAAAUUGCGCGGAUACGUGGCUCAUCAUACGAUUCUCCGUCAAAGACCAGAACUUUCAUGAAGCAGCCUGGUGCUGCCCAACCCAUCUCGUCGCCCUUCCGCGUUGGUGAGAAGCUUGGCAACCCUCUUACCCCUGCUAUCGUCUUCAAGCGCCCUGCCCUGCCUCCCGCCUCUGCAUCGCCAAACACCAACCUGCGAAAUCACAGGAACAAAAUGCGGGAGCUUGUCGGUGGCUCACCCGACAAGAGUUUGGCCAUGUGGGCUGACACAUCCUUCCUGGACGCCAAAGGCUGGAGCCCGGCCGUGUCGGUCCCCAACAGCGAGCAUGUGAACCUUGUAGGUGACGGUUUUGAGAACACCUUUGACAUCUUUGGCGAUUUCGGGUACAACGAGAGCCCUCUCAAGCGUAGUGCUGGCAAGCAGCGCCCUCGCAUGGAACGUGCUGUGACCACUAGUGGUGUUCUCGCCGACAUCAUAGGCUCGAAGAGCAACAUAGCUAACUCGCCUACUCCCAACUGGAAGAUGGCGUCUUCGUUCCUCAAUAUCCCUAACCUUUCGCCGAUCAAGGGUAUGUCGCCGCUCAAAGCCCCCCAGCUGAGGCCUCCGACAUCCACCCCUCUGGCAGGUCUUGGUCUUUCCAUUCCCCGACUGAACAAGGAGAACGGUUUGCCCAGCAUUACUCCUCCAGAAUCCUUCAGCUCUCGUUCGACACAGCAGCAAAGCAAGGAUGAUGAUGACAUUUUCCACUUGCUGCACAGCGACGACUCUGAGCCUGGUAUCGAUCUUCUCCAAGGAUUCGAGAAGAUUGGCGCAAGACCAUCUGCUGUGGCGCCCAACGGCUCGCCGAAGAAGCUGUCAAGGCCUGGUCUUGCUCGCAGCCACACUGUUCGAUUCUAAGCUUUUGUCGCGGAUAAGCAUUCGGCAAUCUUUCAUGCAGAGUCAACCAAGGCUUGAGCUAUGUUAUUAAGUUGUAGCCACGCCUG
Molecule: messenger RNA, 2493 nt
Organism: Boeremia exigua
Lineage: Eukaryota; Fungi; Ascomycota; Dothideomycetes; Pleosporales; Didymellaceae
Product: forkhead box protein J2
Exons: 1
Coding region: 134-2407 (757 amino acids)
Biological process (GO): regulation of transcription by RNA polymerase II
Molecular function (GO): DNA-binding transcription factor activity, RNA polymerase II-specific; RNA polymerase II cis-regulatory region sequence-specific DNA binding
Source: RefSeq, a predicted model, not a curated record